This is a messenger RNA of Penicillium macrosclerotiorum, 2799 nucleotides long. Its product is annotated as Glycoside hydrolase superfamily. The transcript has a single exon. The record is from RefSeq and is a predicted model, not a curated record. Gene Ontology annotation, molecular function: protein binding. Lineage: Eukaryota; Fungi; Ascomycota; Eurotiomycetes; Eurotiales; Aspergillaceae. Bases 1 to 2799 code for a protein of 932 amino acids.
AUGGCCGAAUCUCCCUAUCCUUCAACGCUGAACGGCGUCUUUGAUGCUCCGCUCAAGGAGCGAUAUGAUCCCGUUCGUCUAACCUCCGACAACAUCCUACCGAUCCUCGAGCUGCCCCUAGCAAAGAUCGUCCUGGGCCAUGAUGCUUCCGAUAACGAAUCGAUUGCCAAAGUUGCCACCGGCGAUAUCUCUUAUACCACAUUUAUCGCGAACCAGGCCCAGGCUGUUCUUCGAGCCUCGCACGCGGACCUGACCCAGGAGCAAGUGAAGUCUCAGCUUCUACAUGUUGGCUUGGCUGCUUUAUUCAGCUUCCUACAAUCAAAUGUUACUGGCCCACCACUGGAAUUCAACUCUGCCGAUACUGUCAUUCCUUCCUCCCUGCGCAGCGAUGUCGUAACCCUUCGAACGGUUCGAGCGAAGAUCAUCCGGGACCUGUCGGUGGAUGGAGAGGCAGCCUACAAAUUAACGCCCAACCCAGAGCUCUUCUCCGUGGCCAAAGCUCUCUUGGUGGAUAAAAGCAGUGAUGGAUCAGUUCUCGCCAAAACUGCUCGUAUGCGCGUCAACUUCCUUCACCAAAAGAUGCUUUCCGAAGUGGCCAGUACCUUGCAAGAUGUGAUAUAUAAAGAUGUUGAGCAAUUGGCAAAAGCAGGUCUGGAUGCCGACGAGACUGGACGGUUUAUGUUAGAGCGUGCGAUCAUUCAUACUCACCACGGCUUCGAUGGCAAGGCGCGAGCAGAUCUUGACCAAGCGUCCCAGGUCCGGAAAUUCGAAUUUGCUUUGACUGGUAAGAUGGGCAAGAGGACGAAAUUCCAAGAACGUGAUACCAGCCAGCUUGUGGUUUUGGCCAAGAGCGCAGACGAAGGAACAAAAUCUACAGAGUCCUCAGGCCCUAAGAAGCUGGACUUGAAUGACGAUACCCUCCUUGAGGCCAUCUCUUUCGCCGAUAAGAAAUCAUCCACUGUCCAAGAUGAUCUCUCGGAGGUGCUUCAAUCCGUUGAUCCAAAUGAUCAGCCUAUUCUGAACCCGGUUGAUUCGGCCAUCUUGCUGGCGAUGGCCUCAGCAAUCACCAAUACCGCUCCUGAGAACGGCUUGACCCGCGAGGAGACACAGCCUUACGCAACUCGAGUGUUGGAGGGUGGUAGCUCAAACUGGCAAAUAUAUACAGAGGCACUGUUGGUUCGAAGUCGUGUGGAGGGAUAUCGAUCGCGCACAGUUGAAAGAGCUGUCCUCCAGAUGCAAGCCCUUGUCGAUCAAGUUCUUGCCGAUACAGCAACAGAUGACUCUGCUGCGCAGCAGCCUUCAUCUGAACCGACUACCUUCCUGCCCCGUCCAGAGAAGUCAGAAUCUGCUCCUGCCGCAGACAGAUUGGAGUACAUCUGGCUCCUCAAUUUCUCAACCAGGUGGCAUCUAGAGGCCGAGCUUGCUAAACGUUGGAUCGAACUGGGUGGACUUCGUACUGCGCUCGAGAUCUAUGAGCGACUUCACAUGUGGGCCGAGGCAGCAUUGUGUUACGCUGCAACUGAGCGCGAGGCCAAAGCCAAGGCAAUUGUUCGCCGACAGCUCUAUGAAGCCAAGGGUGAAGAUGAAGAUGACGAGAAUGAGUUGUUUGAAGGCCCAGAGCGAUCAGUCCUCCCGGCAGAUGCUCCUCGUCUCUUCUGUAUCCUGGGAGAUAUUGAUAAAGAUGAAACGAUGUACGAGCGUGCUUGGGAUGUGUCAGAGCAGCGCUAUGCUCGAGCUCAACGGUCUCUUGCCCGGCAUUAUUUGGCCCUCACGCCACCCGAACUGGAGAAGGCCGAAGCGGCCUACAAACAGAGCUUGCAUAUCAAUCGCCUCAAUAACAGUUCGUGGUUUGCCCUUGGCUGUGUCCAGCUCGAACUGCAGAAAUGGCAUGAUGCGACCGAUUCUUUCACUCGUGCUGUGCAGCUAGAUGACACCGACGGAGAAGCAUGGAGUAAUCUAGCUGCCGCCAUGCUGCGGACCCCGGCACCAGAGCCAACACCAGAGGUAGUAAUCGACGAAAGCACGGGCGAACAGUCUACUAUUGAAGCUGAUCCACACAAACGCAAACGUGAGGCUUUGGCGGCGUUGCAGCGUGCUGCUCAGUUGAAAGGUACAGAUGCUCGUAUCUGGGAUAAUGUCCUGACAGUAGCGGCAUCGAUUCCGCCACCUUCAACUCCAUUCCGCGAUGUUAUCAUGGCCCAGAAGCGUGUCAUUGAGCUUAUUGGUGCGAAGAAGGGCGAAAAGUGCAUCGAUCUCCCAAUUCUUGGCAUGCUUAUUGACUUUCUGAUCACUGCUUUUGAGUACGACUCCCUCCUUAUUCAAUCUGAUGAUGGCCUCGUUGUUCGGACUGGCACAAUCCCUGGCCAGAUUCUUUCGCUUGUGGAUAACAACGUCGUCCCUCUUAUCACUCACUCCUCUACCCUCUGGCUCCUUGUCUCCCGCGUCGAAAUGUUCCGCAAUCGACCUAGCCGUGCCCUCGAGGCCCAGGAAAAAGCCUGGCGCGCCACCGUCGCAGCUUCUGCCCAGGGUGCUUUCCAGAUGGGUGAUGAGAAGCCGUGGCUUGAGGUUGUGCGGUCUACUGAAAAGCUCGUGCGUGAGGGAUAUGCGCGAUACGGACCUAUGGAUCGUGAAGAUCAAAAGCUCGAAGGUGACGCCGAGGCAGAGCCGGUUGCGCGUGACUGGCGAUUCAAGGCCAGAAGUGCUGUACGAGGAAUUAUGGGCAAAGGAAAGGAGUUCUGGGAAGACAGCGAAGGCUGGACUCGUCUGACUGAGCUCCAGAGCGAAGUCACAGGCAACUAG